GGUCUGCGAACUGUUGAGUCCGACCACCUUUCUUCAUACUGUCUUUUCAUUCUUUUCUGAUGGGGCUCCUCCGUCUACCCUACUCAUUUCUCCUGGGCAUUAGCGCAGUCCAGGCUGCAGUCACGGGAGACUAUACCGAGCGCUACCGUCCUCAGUACCACUUCACCCCGGAGAAGAAUUGGAUUAAUGAUCCAAAUGGUCUGCUCUUCUAUGAAAACGUCUACCACCUAUUCUACCAGUACAACCCGAAUGGCACGGAGUGGGGUGCCCUGUCCUGGGGCCAUGCGACUAGCAAGGACCUGAGCCACUGGGAGCAUCAACCCGUCGCGCUGUUGGCGCGAGGCUAUCCCGGCGAGAUCACGGAGAUGUACUUCUCCGGCUCUGUAGUGGCUGAUGUGAACAAUACCAGUGGCUUUGCGACGGAGGACGGUCAAGUGCCUCUGGUGGCCAUGUAUACCUCUUUCUACCCGCAGGCACAGCUUCUACCUAGUGGUCAAAGAGUCCGAGACAAACAACAGUCCCAGUCCAUCGCCUACAGUCUCGACAACGGCACGACGUGGACGCAGUGGGAUGCAGGGAACCCAGUCAUCUUGGAUCCGCCGUCCCCGGAUGAGGCGGAGUACCAGGAAUUUCGUGAUCCGUUCGUGUUCUGGCAUAACGCCACGCAGGCAUGGGUGAGCCUGGUAGCGAUCUCCAAGCAACACAAAAUCGCGAUAUACACGUCUGCAGAUCUGAAACAGUGGACAUAUGCGAGUGCUUUCGGGCCGUUCAAUGCGGUGGGCGGGGUGUGGGAAUGCCCCAACCUAUUCCCGCUGCCCCUGGACGGUGACGAUUCUAACGUAAAAUGGGUCGCGCAGAUAUCACUCAACCCCGGAGGUCCUCCGGGCACGGUGGGUUCAGGCACCCAGUAUGUGGUGGGCAACUUCGAUGGCAUCCGGUUCACGCCGGAUGACGAGGGCAUCUACUCCGAAGACGCGACCCCGCCGUCGACUGAUAGUGUUGUAUUUGAGAACUUCGAGAACGAUGGGGAUUUUGAGAGCUCGGGCUGGACAGCGUCAGGGGAGCUGGUAGGCGCGUCACCCGUUGAGGGAGCACUUGGUGGUCAGCAGAAUGUGACUGGGUUUCUCGGACAUCGGCUGCUCAACACUUUUCUUAAUGGGGACCAGACAACUGGGAUGCUCACUUCCCCGCCCUUUACCAUCUCGCACCGCUAUAUUAAUUUCCUAAUCGGUGGCGGAUUCAGCAGGAACGGAACCUCCAUCAACCUCAAGUGCGAUAUUAACGGGACAAGUCAGAUCGUACGGACAGCCACCGGUCACAACAGUGAACAUCUAGAGUGGACGGGGUGGGACGUCACCGCACUACAAGGCCAGACGGCUACGAUUGAAGUAGUGGAUACGGCUACAGGGGACUGGGGACAUAUCACCGUCGACGAGAUCUCCUUCUCCAACACCACCUUAGCACGUAGCCGGACGGCUAAUUGGGUGGACUUCGGCCCCGACUUCUACGCGGCAACCAGCUUCAAUGGCCUUCCGCGAGACGAGCGUAUCAAUGUCGCGUGGAUGAGUAACUGGCAGUACGCGGCGGUUACCCCCGAACAGGGCUGGAGGGGGGCCUAUGCGCUCCCGCGAAAAUUAUCCCUGAAGACGGUCAACCACAAGCCCACCCUCGUGCAGAAACCACUGGGGGCUGCCCUGUUCCCCGGACCUAAUGGUGGCAUCAACACCAACUACACCACCCUGAUGUGGGACAUAAUCCCCAAGGGGACAAUCGAGCAACUGCAUGUAUCAGGCCAGGCGGUGGAGAUUCAGCUCCGAUUUUCUGCUGCUGUUACUGCUGUUGCCCAGGAGGGCCGGUUCGGUAUCAUCGCGCUGGCCAACCGCGACCUGACCGAACAGACCCAAAUCGGAUAUGACUUUGGCACCAAGGAAGUGUUUGUCAACCGCAUCCGGUCGGGCAACGUGACCUUCGAUGCGACCUUUCCCGAAGUGUAUAAUGCCCCGUUGCUCGAGGCCGAUCACGAUGGCAUGGUAUCCCUACGUAUUUUCCUGGACUGGUCCUCCGUCGAAGUGUUUGCAGGCCAUGGAGAGACCAGUCUCACAGCCCGCGUGUUUCCGACUGAGGAGGCGACGGGGUUGUAUGUCUUCUCCGAGGAGGUGGACACCGAGGACGUCAGCAUCCGCGUUCAAACUGUUACCUCUGUUUGGAAAUAAAUAUGCCAAACAACUCUAAAGACAAGGGGCAGCCUCCCAGGUCAGAAACUUUGCAUACAAACCUAAUGUCAUGGGCUCCGUGAAUCUCGGCAAAGUGCUGCCUUUCAUCAUGUAACGCUCUGGUUUUGAUCAAACAAGGUCUAGGAGGAGCAGGAG
This is a messenger RNA of Aspergillus welwitschiae, 2369 nucleotides long. Its product is annotated as glycoside hydrolase family 32 protein. Bases 60 to 2213 code for a protein of 717 amino acids. Gene Ontology annotation, molecular function: sucrose alpha-glucosidase activity. The record is from RefSeq and is a predicted model, not a curated record. Gene Ontology annotation, biological process: sucrose catabolic process. Lineage: Eukaryota; Fungi; Ascomycota; Eurotiomycetes; Eurotiales; Aspergillaceae. The transcript is spliced from 2 exons.